Messenger RNA from Pararge aegeria (speckled wood butterfly), 1373 nucleotides. RefSeq names its product 23 kDa integral membrane protein-like. The transcript is spliced from 5 exons. Gene Ontology annotation, cellular component: membrane. Lineage: Eukaryota; Metazoa; Arthropoda; Insecta; Lepidoptera; Nymphalidae. The record is from RefSeq and is a predicted model, not a curated record. The coding region runs from base 143 to 877 and encodes 244 amino acids.
UUAAAACAUUAUUCAUCGAAACGCACCCAUCCUGAGCGCAGUCCACCGUUAUAAUAAGAAUUGCAUAAAAAUACGAAAAAAAAACAAGGUCAAAUUCAAACACAUCAGUGCUAAUAAAAUAUAAUUAAAAACAAAACUAAAAAUGUGUCUACUAAGUUGUGGUGCGUGUAUAUCGCAGAUACUUUUAUUUGCAUUGAAUUUCCUUCUGUCUCUCAUAAGCCUAGCUGUAACAGGAAUAGGUAUCUACAUGAUGAUACAAGUGAAUCAACUGAAAGACUCGGAUCUGGAGUACGUGAACAACGGUCCUAUCAUUGUGAUUGUGGUGGGCGUCAUCUUUAGCGCGAUAUUCUUCUGUGGAUGCUGCGGCGCGUUCUGCAGGAACAGAUGUUUACUCACCACGUAUGGGGUGAUCACCAUCCUGCUCGCGACCGCCACGGUGGUGUUCACAGUUUUCAUCUUCAAAGGAACGGAUCAACUGCAGGAUUCAGCGGAAGGCGUUCUUAAUGACACGUUUAGCGACCCUCAGAACCAAGGGACACUUAACUUGAUAGAAGCUACUCUGGGCUGUUGCGGCACAAACGGGCCGGAGUACUACAACUCGUCGGUGCCAGUGUCCUGCUGCCCUUCCGGCCUGCAGAGCCUGCAAGGCUUGCAGCAGAACAGCAUCAACAUCACGGACCUGGCGAACAGCACCUCAGGGGACGCCAUCAACCUGUCCUGCCCCGCUAGCGAGGCGUACCAGCAGGGCUGCGUGGAAGUCUUCAUACAGUUCCUAACCAAAAUAUUCAAAGUGACCGGCCAAGUUCUCAUAUGGAUUGUUAUUAUCGAGUACGUGGCGGCGAUCUUAGCAAUUUUCCUAUCCUGCUACAUCGGCUAAUAGUGAAAAAGAAUCAGACACAGAGACAGAACUCAAAAAAACGUCUAUACUAGAUUAUUAUAUUAUAUUAAGACCCUAGCGAAAAUAACUACCCCUUCAGGCAUGAAAUCAGGUGCAUUAUUUAAAGGAUUCCCAAGGGUUUGGCUUACCUACUGGAAUGUCAUUUUCCUUUCUCUCGCAGGAUACGUGCAUAAAUCAAUAGGUUACGCCAGUUUUAAACUUUGUUUUAGAAGAUUUUUCUCAUAAUAUAAGUAAUACUUAUUGGUUUUAAUGCCAGCUAAAGUUGAUUAAUGAGAUAAAAAAUUGUCGUUGUCCCCUGCCGUGCCUCUGUUAAGGCGACGCGACGCCUCUACUGACGGUCCUGGUUAAUAUCACAGAUAAUAUAAUAGCCGUUAAAGCCCCCAGAGCUGUGCGGUGGCUCUAUGCUUAAAAACCUACUCUUCUCUUCUUGAAAUAUACAACGUGUAACAGAAUUUUAAAUAAAUACUGAAGGAUU